AGAAUGCUUCCUCUGUAUCUGUAUGUGUACUUGUGUGCCAUGACUCAUGAGCACCCCUUGCACACGUGCAGACUUUUGCGGAGUGUCCCAUCGGCGCGGGCCGCUGCUGCAGUGGUGCUCCUGUUUGCCUUUGCUGUGCUGCACCCUUCCUCAGUGUCAGCCUGCCCUGCAGGCCGCUCUACAAUUAUUAAAGUCAACCGUCCAACAUUGGAUGAUAUUCUGCAAGCCGGCCUGGACUACCACCGCCAAGACGACCGGGUGACGCUGCGCUUUCCCGGGGAGAACGUUUCGGCCGAGCGCGCCAUGGCGGGGAUCGUGCGGCGCCCGGAACUCGGCGAGAACGCCUCCUUCACCUGCCGCGUCCCGACCGGAAGUGACUGGCGCAGCGUGACCUGGCUGCACCAAGACCGGACGGUCUUCGCUAAAGGUCACCCGUCCCCGGUGGCCGACGGGCAGCAGUACGUCUUCCGCCGCGACAACGACACCAUGACCUUUGUCAUUCUCAACGUGUCGCUGCAGUCCAGCGGCGCCGUGGUCUGUCUGGACGCCGCGAUGCACGAUCCCAACAGGGACCCCAUCCUGCAGCGCUACAGCCUCUGGCCGAGCGUCCUGUUGGCCGCGGACGUCUUCGAUCCGCCCAUGGCGCCGCAGACCGUUCAGGAGGGCGAGCACGUCCGCUUCUUCUGCUCGCUCCGGCUGCCGGUGGCCCAGCGGGUCCUGGACCAUCUCCUGCGGCAGCACGUGAUCUGGCGCCACAACGGCCGCGUCCUGUGGGCGCCCGCCGAGGAGCGCUACGCGUCGCGGCUGCCAGCGGGCUGGACCGGCCCGGACACCUCCAAGGCCGGGGAGGUGGCCAACCGGUCCGGGGGCACCGCCCGCGGGGUCUUCCACUUCCACGAACCAGUCCAGGCCGACAGCGGCACCGUCGAGUGCUGGUUCCGGCCGCACGGUGGCCUCGACGAGUGGGUCGUGCAGUCGGCGCAGUUCCGUGUCCACCGGAAAUAA
Paramacrobiotus metropolitanus is the source of this 1005-nucleotide messenger RNA. RefSeq lists its product as uncharacterized. The record is from RefSeq and is a predicted model, not a curated record. NCBI's taxonomy places the organism in Eukaryota, Metazoa, Tardigrada, Eutardigrada, Parachela, Macrobiotidae. Bases 4 to 1005 code for a protein of 333 amino acids. The transcript is spliced from 2 exons.